This is a messenger RNA of Miscanthus lutarioriparius, 1140 nucleotides long. Lineage: Eukaryota; Viridiplantae; Streptophyta; Magnoliopsida; Poales; Poaceae. The record is from the annotation of a GenBank genome assembly.
AUGCGUCCACCACGCUCCCCUGUGCACGCCUCGGCGCUGCUUGCGCUCGCCGUGGCACUUUCACUGGCCGCCGCCGCCGCGGCCCGCCACUCCUACACCAUCGUUCCGGCGCCCGUGGAGCGGGCGGACGACGAGGUGCGGCGCAUGUACGAGGCGUGGAAGUCGGAGCACCGCCACGGCCGGCCGCGCGACGUCGUCAGCUCCGACGACCGGCUGCGGCUGGAGGUGUUCCGCGACAACCUGCGGUACAUCGACGCGCACAACGCGGAGGCGGACGCGGGGCUCCACACCUUCCGCCUCGGCCUCACCCCCUUCGCAGACCUCACCCUCGAGGAGUACCGCGGCCGCGUCCUCGGCUUCCGCGGCCGCCGCGGCGCGAGCGCGGCCAGGGUCGGGAGCGGCAGCACCCGCCCCCGCGGCGGCGACCUCCCCGACGCCAUCGACUGGCGCGAGCUUGGCGCCGUCACCGGGGUCAAGAACCAAGAACAAUGCGGUGGGUGCUGGGCAUUCUCGGCGGUGGCAGCCAUCGAGGGGAUCAACGAGAUCGUGACGGGCAACCUCGUGUCGCUGUCAGAGCAGGAGAUCAUUGACUGCGACACCCAGGACGGCGGCUGCAACGGCGGGGAGAUGCAAAACGCUUUCCAGUUCGUCAUCAACAACGGCGGGAUCGACACCGAGGCCGACUACCCCUUCAUCGGAACUGACGCCGCCUGCGAUGCCAACCGGGUGAAUGAAAGGGUGGUGACCAUUGACAGCUUCGUGAGCGUGGCCACCGAGAACGAGACAGCCCUGCAGGAGGCGGUGGCGAACCAGCCUGUGAGUGUCGCAAUCGACGCAAGCGGGCGUAAAUUCCAGCACUACACCUCGGGAAUCUUCAACGGGCCAUGCGGGACGCAGCUAGAUCACGGCGUCACGGCGGUGGGCUACGGCAGCGAGAACGGCAAGGACUACUGGAUCGUGAAGAACUCGUGGAGCGCCAACUGGGGCGAGGCUGGCUACAUCCGCAUCAGGCGCAACGUCGCCGCGGCCACGGGCAAGUGCGGCAUCGCCAUGGACGCGUCGUACCCGGUGAAGGGCAGCCCCAACCCGACGGCGACGGCUGGGGCAGCCAUGGAUGUGCUGAAGAUGGCUCUUGCUUAG